AUGUCUGUAGCUCCUACCCAAUCGGUCGCAUGCACACGGGCAGCUGUCGCCAUUCCGCAGUGGCCGACAGAUAUCUCCCACAAGGAGGAGAUGGAAGAAAACGAAGAUAUUCUCCAAGACCAAACUGAGGAAUUAAAUGAGCCUCGUCAGCUGGUUGCAAGGCUACGCGAUGAUCAGACUCAGCUUGGAGAGGACGUCGACAAAACACACAUAUCUCUUGGCUCUCUCCGUUCGAACAUCAAUGUCAUCACCAAGCCAUUGCAAAGUAGUAGGGAACCGUCAACGGUGAAGGCUGACCAUGCGGCAGUACAGUUACUGAAGACUGGAGUUCGGAAGACGUUCUUGAAGGCAAUAGGUGUCAUGAAGGCGACAAUGAUGAAGGAGUAUCAUCGACAAAAAGACGGAUCACAGAUAAAAGGCGAACGAGUCCGACCAGACAAACUAGACGAACGAAUGAGCUCACGGACGAAAUCCAAUCUUACAAGUAUGCAGUGUGACUUUGCCUUCACCUUGCAAUAUCAGAGCAACGAUGAGAGCGUGCAAUCGGACGAUGACCAUGGGGCCUGCAAAGUCAAGGAUAAGCGAAAGGCCCCAUCCAAGGAAGCUUGGGUGACUCUUCAUGACAAGCACCGUGCAUUGUUGGUGCAUGUCAAACUAAAUAAGGCCAUGGACAUACGAAUGACGUUGUACUUGAAAACAAGAAAGGGAACAGAAGAUCUGGUCGCCGUCAUCCUCGAAUCAUUGGCGAACCGAGGGAUGGAAACUUGCUGCCGGAUGUUAAUACAGGCUCGAAGAUACCGAUUGCUGUGA
This is a messenger RNA of Suillus subalutaceus, 810 nucleotides long. RefSeq lists its product as uncharacterized. The transcript is spliced from 6 exons. The record is from RefSeq and is a predicted model, not a curated record. Bases 1 to 810 code for a protein of 269 amino acids. Lineage: Eukaryota; Fungi; Basidiomycota; Agaricomycetes; Boletales; Suillaceae.